AUGGCCCAAGAUCGCGAAGAGGAAUCUCCAUUUCUUACCCCGGAGAAGAACACCCGCCAUACAGCAUGCAGUCGCUCAAAGAUUCACGCCUGGGUCUGCGCCGUCGUCAUUACGAUAUUCUUGAUGAUCGCUUCGUAUGAACUCGGCAGGGCCAGGAAUGCCGCUCCUCCAUGCAUCACGACUACAGAGACAACAACAUCAGCAGCAGCAGCACCACCUGCUGCAGCUGCAGUCGCCAACUGCGGCACAACCCCCGAAGACGCCAUGGAAGCAGGAUGCAGCUUCGACGCGAUGCUCUACGCCUGGGUCCCAGCGCACUGCUUCAAUGAGACGCUAUCCCGACAAUUCCUCCGCAAGGGCGGGACGACAUGGUACAAGGACCCGGACCGCACGCGCGAGGUGCGGGUGAGUUUGGUCGAGACGGGCCGAUUCAUGGACGUGUGGGUUUCCGGGAACUAUCCUGUCGAGCGGUGUCUCUACAUCUGGGCGAAGAUUACUCAAACUCGGGAUGAGGGAGAUCCAGCUCAGGCACCGUGGUUAUCGCCGGAGAUUGCGGCGCAGUGUGCGGAGACGUUUGCGAAUUUUACGCGAGAUGGUGGCUUGGAUAAUGGAGAAAUAAGGAGUUUUGCGUUUGAUUUAGAUAUAGAGCAUGAUACAUUUCAGCAUCCCAACCCAUCUAAAGACAAACGUUCGAACGCCCUCACCAAUCAAUACAGCCUCUUAUCUCUGUCCACAAGCAGACCAUCAUACAGCUCCCACUCCUCCGGUGUAAGGAUUUCCUCGAUCAGCCGCUUUUUCUCCGCUGCCGAAAGCGACUUUCCGAAUGGCCGGAAGCUCUCUGAAGAGAGGUGGAUGCGCGUCGAAGAGGAGGGGCUCGUGGGGAUGGGUGCCCCCAAGACGCUUUGGAAGAACAAGAGCAGAAAGAGCAGGGAGGGUAUCAUCGUGCUGGUGACUGACGACUGGGAGAAGAUGGAGUCGAGGCAAGAGGAGUAUAGACAGACAGGAGGUGUUGAGAGAAGAUGA
This is a messenger RNA of Rasamsonia emersonii CBS 393.64, 1023 nucleotides long. RefSeq lists its product as uncharacterized. The transcript has 3 exons. Bases 1 to 1023 code for a protein of 340 amino acids. NCBI's taxonomy places the organism in Eukaryota, Fungi, Ascomycota, Eurotiomycetes, Eurotiales, Trichocomaceae. The record is from RefSeq and is a predicted model, not a curated record.